This is a messenger RNA of Rhea pennata, 1341 nucleotides long. It is a transcript of the gene MPG, whose product is annotated as N-methylpurine DNA glycosylase. The transcript has 7 exons. The record is from RefSeq and is a predicted model, not a curated record. NCBI's taxonomy places the organism in Eukaryota, Metazoa, Chordata, Aves, Rheiformes, Rheidae. Gene Ontology annotation, biological process: base-excision repair. Bases 387 to 1205 code for a protein of 272 amino acids. Gene Ontology annotation, molecular function: DNA binding; alkylbase DNA N-glycosylase activity.
GCCGGGCCGGGCCGGGCCGGGCCGGGCCGCCAGCGCCGCGGGACUGCGCCCGGCGCCCGCAGGAGGAUGAGUAAAAUUCAUUCUGAAAACCUCAAACUGAAAACUGCCUCAAAGCAGGCAGUAGGAAGCUGUUCUGGGAUUUACAAGGAGUACUUGCAGGAAAUGACAUCACCAGCUCUCAAUACGAUGUUUGAUGUUUGCUUUUCUCCAUGAUACCUGGAUGUGGUUGAGUUUCAGAACGGGUAUAAGGACCGAGACACAGAAAACAACUACUUGAAGCUUGCAUGUUAAAUUGAUGACAAACCUAGAAGAACUAUCUCAGGUUACCUCGUUGCCACAGAUAUAUAUUGUAGACUGGAACAGACUGCUCUUCAUCUGUUUGAACUAUGCCAAGAAAAAGAAAGCUGUUGGCUCAGUUAAGUGCUCUGCAAAGCAAGUCCAGCUUCCCUGCCUUUGAUGCCUUGGAGAACCUGAAUGUCACUCCUGACAGGGAUUCUCCAAAGAGCAGCAAGUAUUUUGCAGUAGAGAAGAAAAAAUCUUCCCAACUAGAAUCAGAUUUUUUUAACCAACCCUGUAUUAGUCUGGCUAAGUCUCUCCUGGGACAGAUUUUAGUUCGCAAACUUCCUGAUGGCAGAGAACUCUGGGGGAGGAUUGUUGAAACAGAAGCUUAUCUGGGUGGGGAAGAUGAGGCUUCCCACUCCAAAGGUGGGAAGCAAACUCAACGAAACACAGCGAUGUUCAUGAAACCAGGAACUUUGUACGUGUAUCAGAUCUAUGGGAUUUAUUUCUGCGUGAAUGUUUCCAGCCAAGGAGAAGGGGCUGCAGUCUUGCUUCGCUCAUUGGAGCCUCUUGAAGGUCUAGAUAUGAUGCGAGAGCUGCGCAGCGCUUCAAGGAAAGGACCCACAAAGCCGCUGAAGGACUGGCAGCUAUGUAACGGGCCUGCCAAGCUCUGCCAAGCAUUUGGUAUUGAUAAGGAUUUUGACCAAAGGGAUCUGGCUCAAGAUGCAGCUAUUUGGAUGGUGCCUGGACCUGAACUGCUGGGAGAGCAGGACGUGGUAGCUACAGCAAGGAUUGGCAUUGGCAACAGAGGAGAGUGGGCACAGAAACCUCUGAGGUUUUACUUAAGAGGGAACAAAUUUGUGAGUGUUGUUGACAAGAAGACAGAGCGAGAGAUGGCAGCAUUGGGCUCUUCCUCUUGCAGCUGACUAGUCUUGCAGAGGUGCCAAAGAGCAGGACUUGAGCUGCACUCCAUAUGACAGCUUCAAGCUAUAUCCUGGCAGCGGUGAGCACAGGAUGAUGGCUUGGAAGUUUUUAACAAUAAAUGUACUUUAUCACAAUGAA